This is a messenger RNA of Gasterosteus aculeatus aculeatus (three-spined stickleback), 2315 nucleotides long. It is a transcript of the gene mvk, whose product is annotated as mevalonate kinase. Lineage: Eukaryota; Metazoa; Chordata; Actinopteri; Perciformes; Gasterosteidae. Gene Ontology annotation, cellular component: cytosol; cytoplasm. The record is from RefSeq and is a predicted model, not a curated record. Gene Ontology annotation, biological process: isoprenoid biosynthetic process; isopentenyl diphosphate biosynthetic process, mevalonate pathway; cholesterol biosynthetic process. Gene Ontology annotation, molecular function: mevalonate kinase activity; ATP binding.
CGAACCCGUGUUCACUCCGCCUCUCGCGUGUCACUCGUGUUUUUAGCAUGUUCUCGUCACUUUCUGCUGAAGGGAGUCUGCCUCUGUCCAAGUCAAAGUCCUUUCACCAAACGUGCUUUUACAAACCUCUGCAUGUGUCGCGUGCUUAUGAGAAGCGCAGAACCCCUGGGCAGAGCUGUCAAGUGCCCGCUGCAGCUUCAGAGGAUUAAUAUGUGCUAAAGGUGGCUAAGCUAGCUAACAACAACAUCAUCGGUGACUGGUUUGAGUGAAAGCUGCCCAUUCUGGACCAGGUAUUGCAGUCUGGACACUGCUGCAGAAAUGCAAGUCCCGGACUUAUUCGUGUCCGCUCCAGGGAAGGCGAUCCUGCACGGAGAGCACGCGGUUGUGCACGGCAAGGUGGCUCUUGCAGUGAGUUUGAACUUGAGAACAUAUUUAUCGUUGAAAGGCACCACCGCUGGCAGUGUUUGCAUCAACCUCCCAAAUAUUGACACGUUCCUGUCCUGGGACCUGUGCGAACUGAAACGGCUUAUUCCAUAUUCCUGCGGUAAGACGGAGGAGGUGAAACGUCUGGACGCUGAACUUGUGAGGAAACUACGUGAAUUCGUCGGUGUCACCAACGGAAACUUGGAUACCUGCAACAUGGCCACCUUAGCCUUCCUCUACAUCUACCUCUCAGUGUUUGGAUCAGGGGAGCUGCCCAGCCUGACGGUGACUGUGUGGUCUGAGCUGCCUACUGGAGCGGGACUGGGCUCAAGUGCCGCCUACUCUGUGUGCUUAAGUGCAGCUCUGCUCUGUGCAAAUGGAACCAUCCCCGCUGCUCUCAAGGAGUGGGAACCCGCUGCCAGGUGGUGUCAGGAAGACUUAGAGCUGAUCAACAGCUGGGCUUUCCAAGGGGAGAUGAUCAUCCACGGGAAUCCUUCUGGAGUGGACAACGCUGUAGGAACAUGGGGUGGCAUGCUGAGAUUCUUGGCCGGAAAGAUAAUACCACUGAGCAGGGUUCCAUUAUUAAGAAUCCUCCUCACCAACACCAAAGUACCGCGUAGCACCAAGGUACUUGUUGCCAGGGUGAAGGACAAGAUUAACAAGUUUCCCUCCAUCAUGAACCCGGUGCUUGACUCGGUUGAUGCCAUUUCCUGCAAUUGUGAGAAAGUCCUCUCAGAGAUGACAUGUGAGCCCAUAACUGGAGAGCACUACAAUAUUCUAGAGGAGCUCAUCGAUAUUAACCAGCACCAUCUGAACGUGAUGGGGGUGGGACACACUUCCCUGGACACGCUGUGCCGGGUCACGUUGACCAAAGGCCUCCACAGCAAGCUGACUGGAGCAGGUGGGGGAGGCUGUGGAAUCACUCUCCUGAGACCAGAAACGGAGUCCUCUGUUGUCCAGACUACGGUGAAGGACUUGAAAGACUGCGGCUUUGACUGCUGGGAAACGAGUAUUGGCGGGCCGGGUGUCCAGCAGCACUCUGCUGCCUCGGUAAAGGAGGAGGUUCUGGAGAUUUUGAAACGGUACUGAGACUGACGUAAAAAAGUCUUCCUUUAAACUAACAGAAAGGAAACUGCGUCUGUGACAAAUGACUGAUAUUCAUGUUGAAAUGUUUUAAAAUUUACUGCUGUUCAGCCGCAAAGUUGUGUGUAUGGAGUCCUUUGUCCACUAGAUGUCAUCAGAGGCGCUCAAAUCCUCUUCAUUAAACAACCAUUUUAUGGUGAGACAUUUAUGAAUUAAUAUUCAGUUAAAGUUCAGAAUUCAUUUAUAGCUUUAUUAAAAUUUUAAGCGCAAAAAGGCCAACACAUUUUAAUGGAUCGGACGAUUGUCAUUAACUGCUCAAUCUUGGAAAUGUAGCGUCCAAUGUUGUUGGAACAUUUUUUUUUAUACAACCUAAUGGUUAUUAUCCAGAUUUUACCACUCUACAAAGAGAUGUAUGAAAGAAUUUGUGCUAUUUCUCUCCAUCAAUAUUGUUGGGACCAGGAAACGAUGAGGACUGCAAAGGACUUAUUUGCUUACAAUAUGAAAAUGAUUUGUUAUAAAUACAGACGUAUUCUGCAUUCAAUCAACAUUCAACCUAUUGUUUUAUUUGUAUUUACCUUUAAUAUAAAAGAGUAGAAAAUUAAAAAAAAUAAUUCUGUGACCUCCUUAUCUCAUAUAUUUAGUUUAAUGUUUUGUAAUCUUAUAUUUGAAAAGACAUGCUGUUUGUUUCUGCAGUUAACAACCUGCUCUCUGUUUUGUUUUGCUAAUGGAGGACGGGGAGAGGGGGACAGCAGGAGUGUGUGGCCUCUCUGGAGCCUCUGGAUUAGUGCCACUAAAAUGUGAAUCAACAA